Messenger RNA from Meloidogyne enterolobii, 662 nucleotides. The record is from the annotation of a GenBank genome assembly. Lineage: Eukaryota; Metazoa; Nematoda; Chromadorea; Rhabditida; Meloidogynidae.
GAAUAUGAAAAUUUUAACUUUUAUUUUCCUUUUCUCCUUUGUGACGCCUAUAAUUGGAUCAGGAGGGGGAAGUUCUUCAAAAAGGGGACGAUUUAAUCCAUAUCAAUCAAGUGGAACCGAGCCAGAACCAAGCAACAUCGUCGGGUCUAGUUCUAGUGACCCUGUUACCCAUGCAGAAGGCACGACGUCUUCUUCAGUUCACGCUCCUGUAGAACUUCAUCAUAUGGGAAAUUUGUUCUCCAAUAUUCCAUUUACUGGCUAUCAUCAAUUUGAUCAGCGUUUUCCGCAACUUUUGAAUCCUUCAACUGAUCAAUUUGCUACUACUACAUCACCUGUUCCGCAUCAAAUGCAAUCACUUGAACGACAAAAUAUGCCCGUGCAUCAUAUGAAAAAAAUUGAGAAUGAAGUUUCAAAGCCAAUGCAUUCGAAAGCCUUUAAGUUUUCUAAAAAAAUAUUUCUAAUUAUUAAUUUUCUAUAUCCGGCAUUUCAAUUAACCCUAUUAAAUUAAUAUACAAAAAUUUUUAGAUCGUUAUAAUUGGAUUGAAAAAGCUGAAGAGAUUGAUAAUUAUCACUUGGCUGAAGAAGUGAUAAAUGAUCAGUCUUACAUUUAUGUUGGUUGUGAUCGUUGUAGGAGAUAUGUAAUUUUAAUUAAAAUAUUAAUU